AUGCAGUGUUGUUGUUUUCAGAUCGGAUAUCCGAAAUCUAAUAUGCGUGAAAUAAAUGGUUCCAUAUUACUAUGUUUUAUCACUAUAAACGUUUGCUUGGGUUUCUAUUUGCCUGGUCUCGCACCGGUCAAUUUUUGCGAGAAAAAAGACGAAAAGCCGUCUUGUCCAAGUAAUGUAUCUCUUUUUGUGAAUAGAUUAGACAGUGACCAGAGUGUUAUUCCAUUCGAAUAUCACAGUUUCGAUUUCUGUAUUGGUAGUGAAAAGGAAUCACCUGUCGAAAAUCUUGGUCAAGUAUUGUUUGGAGAACGAAUUAGGCCUAGUCCUUAUAAAAUCAGCUUCAAUGAACCGCAACAGUGUACACUUCUAUGCGAACGGGAGUAUAAAGAUGGUGAUUCAGAUGCAGAAAAAAGGAUUCGAUUACUUCGAAAAGGAAUGAAAUUAAACUAUCAACACCACUGGAUAUUGGACAAUAUGCCGAUGACAUUCUGCUUUAUCAAUCAACAAAAUCAGAAUGUCUGUACAACUGGCUUUCCAAUGGGCUGUUAUGUGACAAGUGACGGUAAACCAAAAGACGCUUGCGUUUUAGAUUCACGCUACAGACUACCUGAUAGUUACUACAUCUUCAAUCAUGUGGACAUUCUUAUCGAGUAUCGAGAUAUGAGUCGAGAUCCAAAUUUUUUGGAAGAACAUUUAGGAGGACGAAUUAUUCGGAUUAAAGUUCAGCCAAGAAGUAUCGAGCAUAAAGCAAGCGAUAAGCUUGAUUGCAGUCUUAACGCCCCUCCUUUUGCUAUCAAGGCUGCUGAAAAGCCCAAGAAAAUCAUCUAUACAUAUUCUGUCGUUUGGGAGACUACUAAAGUGAAAUGGUCGUCUCGAUGGGAUUACAUUUUAGAUUCAGUACCACAUUCCAAUAUUCAAUGGUUCUCGAUCAUGAAUUCACUUGUCAUUGUUCUUUUCCUUUCUGGAAUGGUAGGCAUGAUUCUUCUUCGUACUCUGCACCGCGAUAUUGCUCGAUACAAUCAACUUGACAAUGAGGAAGAUGCACAGGAAGAAUUUGGUUGGAAACUAGUCCAUGGCGACGUUUUUCGUCCUCCUCGAAAUGCUAUGUUUUUGUCUGUGUUUGUCGGUAGUGGAUGUCAGGUGCUUCUUAUGGUAGCUGUCACUCUGGUGUUUGCUUGCCUUGGAUUUUUAUCUCCGGCAAAUCGAGGAUCUCUGAUGACCUCUGCACUCAUUUUUUAUGUUCUGUUUGGUAUUGUUGCUGGUUAUGUUUCAGCAAGGCUUUACAAAAUCAAUAACUGGUUUUUAAAAAGUUUAAGCAGUGGUAUAAUUACUUAUGUAUGCAUUUUUUUCUUAGCAAUGAAUGGUUUUUCAUGGAAAACGAAUGUGAUAAUGACGAGUUUUCUCGUUCCGGGAAUUGUGUUUUCUAUAUUUUUCGUUUCCAACUUAUUGCUGUGGGCAAAAGGAUCGUCUGCAGCCGUACCUUUUGGUACUCUUGUUGUGCUUUUAUUUCUUUGGCUUUUUGUUUCUAUUCCACUAACGUUCAUUGGGUCUUAUUUUGGCUUUAAAAAACGUCCAGUCCAACAUCCGGUGCGCACAAAUCAAAUUCCACGUCAAGUGCCAGAUCAGUCAGUAUAUACUAAACCAAUUGCAGGAAUGCUUAUGGGCGGUAUCCUUCCAUUUGGAUGCAUUUUUAUCCAGCUAUUUUUUAUUUUAAAAAGUAUUUGGGCGCAUCAAACAUAUUACAUGUUUGGUUUUCUGUUUCUUGUAUUCCUGAUUUUAAUUAUAACAUGUAGUGAAGCAACAAUACUUUUGUGUUAUUUCCACCUCUGUGCUGAAGACUACCAUUGGUGGUGGCGGUCAUUUCUCACUUCAGGUUUCACGGCAGUCUAUCUGUUUGUGUACUGCAUUCAUUUCUUUACUGCAAAAUUGACCAUAACAGGCGCUGUGUCUACCAUUCUUUAUUUUUCAUAUACUUUUAUUAUCGUCUUCAUGUUCUUCUUAGCGACUGGUGCUGUCGGUUUCCUGUCAACAUUUUUUUUCGUAGAGAAAAUGUAUGCAUCAGUAAAAGUCGAUUAA
Molecule: messenger RNA, 2073 nt
Organism: Thelazia callipaeda (thelaziosis nematode)
Lineage: Eukaryota; Metazoa; Nematoda; Chromadorea; Rhabditida; Thelaziidae
Source: the annotation of a GenBank genome assembly